Messenger RNA from Amyelois transitella, 3032 nucleotides. RefSeq names its product elongation of very long chain fatty acids protein 7. Gene Ontology annotation, molecular function: fatty acid elongase activity. Bases 444 to 1376 code for a protein of 310 amino acids. Gene Ontology annotation, cellular component: endoplasmic reticulum membrane. Gene Ontology annotation, biological process: fatty acid elongation, polyunsaturated fatty acid; fatty acid elongation, monounsaturated fatty acid; sphingolipid biosynthetic process. NCBI's taxonomy places the organism in Eukaryota, Metazoa, Arthropoda, Insecta, Lepidoptera, Pyralidae. The transcript is spliced from 9 exons. The record is from RefSeq and is a predicted model, not a curated record.
UUUCAAAAAGCACCAACCAAUUUUUUUUUGGGAUUGGGUACCCACCCACGUAUCUAUAGAUUUUAUUGUAGUUUUCUUAUUUUUAUAAAAGUUUAAGAAGUAUUUUUAUUAAAUAAUAUUACCGUAUUGAGUUCUAAGCAUAAAAAAUAUAGCUAUCUUCGAUCCAAUUAGCCGGGUCUAUUUUAAUAACCUACAUUAGUCAUCAAGCAGAGUUUUAACACUCAUCAAUGACGCUCGAAUUUUGGAAUUAAUAACUGCAUACAUUAAAGUAACUUAAAUAUCAAAAUUAAAUUCUUUCAAGAAAUGAAAACUCUGUUUGGAAAUUAAAGGUGUCAUUUACGGGUGACGAGGUAUCGGAGGAGCAGGCGCGUGCAAAUCGGCGAAGGAUCUUUGCUGCACCCACUACUUAUUACAUAAGUUAGCUGUUAGUGACUAAUCCAAAGAUGGCGUCCAUUUAUGAAUGGUACACAGAUCUCAUGGAAAAUAAAAGUGAUCCCAGAGUGAAAGGGUGGGCCAUGAUGUCGUCUCCGUUUCCAACAUUAGCAAUAUGUAUAUUUUACGCAUACUUUUCCAGAGUGCUUGGGCCACAAAUCAUGGCAAACCGAAAACCGUUCCAAAUGAGAGGUGUGCUCGUAGUCUACAAUUUAGCACAAACUCUCUUCAGUAGCUGGUUAUUCUAUGAGUACCUCAUGAGCGGAUGGUGGGGCCACUACAACUUCACGUGCCAGCCAGUCGAUUAUUCUAGAAGCCCACUUGCAAUGAGGAUGGUGAACGUUUGUUGGUGGUACUACUUCAGCAAGUUCACAGAGUUCCUGGACACGGUGUUCUUUAUCAUGCGUAAGAAGAAUGACCAGGUGUCCACCUUGCACGUCAUCCACCACGGGAUCAUGCCCAUGUCCGUUUGGGUCGGCGCCAAAUUCGCUCCUGGUGGUCACAGCACUUUCUUCGCUCUCCUGAACAGUUUCGUGCACAUCGUCAUGUAUUUCUACUACAUGGUGUCGGCCAUGGGACCCAAAUACCAGAAGUACAUCUGGUGGAAGAAGUACCUCACCGCCUUCCAGAUUGUGCAAUUCAUAGCUAUCUUCACUCAUCAACUGCAAGUUGUGUUCCGGCCAUCGUGCCCUUACCCUCGUGUCUUCGUCUACUACAUCGCGUUCCACGGAUUCCUGUUUCUAUUCCUCUUCAGCCACUUCUAUAAUCAGCGCUAUGUCAAGCCCACCAAGAAGGGCAGCUCUAUGUCUAUAUCCAACGGACUUUGUAUGCCCGUGGCCGACGAGAGCAGCCCCGCCGCGAGCUACAAGCCCGAGCCGGCGCUGCCCAGCUCGUACGCGGCGUCGGCGGCCGACGCGUUCGUGCGCCGGCGGCCGCUCUCGUAGGGCCGCCCGCCGCCGCGAGGUUGUGACGAGUGCCUCAUCAUGGUGUAGGUUCCUUCUCGAUUCCAUACCCCGGCCCGGUUUCGAAACCGAAAUCCAACGUUCGAAAUUGGAAUCGCGAGUUCACACGACAUUUUUUUAAACAAAUACAUUUUAUAAGACAUAAUGCACAAACUCACUCGAUCGUGAUCUUGCUAAGAUCGUAUAAUGCCUUGUAAUUUUGUAGAUACACAAUUUUUAGAUACUAAAAGUAUAUGAAUUGUUAUAAAUGUCUCGUCGUGUUGAUUUUUCUUUUCAAUAUGUCGAUGUUUUCCGGCUUGUGAGCUUUAUUCAGUUGAUUCGGCGACACAAUGUACUCGAACCGAUUAAUUAAUAUUAUGUAAAUUCAUGAAGACAUCAAUUUAUAUAAUAUUCAUGGCACUGAAGAAAAAAUACCAAGUCGCAAGCAUCCAAAAUGUAAAACUGUAAAACAUGUCUAUUUGUUCGUGGUAAUAAACCAAAAUGUUUAGUCACAAUUACCUGCUGAUAUUUGGCAGGUAAGGUGAGCAUUUUAUAUUCGUAUGUAAUGUAACAAUUAUAUGAAGUUAUAGUUGUUAAAAAUCAUGUAAGUAGAUAUAGUAAAGGAUUAUUGGAUUUAUGUAAUGUAAAUAUAGUUUUGUUAAAAAUAAUAACUUUGUUACCAAAACUAAGUGAGCAACUAUUCGCUGCAUUUUAUCUAUUGUUUACAAUCUUACGAGCUCAAGUAUUUUUAUAUAUCUAUCUAUAUUCAUUCGAUAUUGAUAAAUUAAUAAGGAAUUUACUUUUAUUGUUGCACCGUUCGAAUCUAUAUGUCUCGAAUAUAUUAACAAUGUGGAGAAUAGUGUUCAUUUUAGACUUAACUAGCAAGUUUAUACCAAUUUUUGUAAGAAGUUUUAUGGUCAGUUCAUAUGUACGCAUUUGCAAAGUUAUUUAAACUUUACAAAGCAUCAACUUUUCAUUAGCAUUGUUUUGAAAACUUAAUCGACAAUAAUCUCUUUAUUUCGUCGCGUCUAUUCUAUAUUUCUAAGUUAUCUAUAUAAUAAGAUUCCAAAUCAUUAUCGGAAUGAUUGGCUGAUUAAAUGUUUUAUACCAAUGAUUAGUCAUAAAAUUAUGGGAAGACGCCCGACAGAAACAAAUAAAAUAAAAAAUUUCUUUCAAAUUUUUGUACCAAUGUUCUUAAAUAAAUUUCAUUUGGGCAAAUAUUAAUAUCACAUUAUUAAAAUAUGUAAUUUGUAUUAUCCAUGCACCCUGCUGUUAGGGUAAAGAAUAAUUGAGUAAAAACCACCGUCAUAACAUUUUAUGUACCUCUAAGAGAAAUCUUUUGGCGACAUAAAAGUAUAAGCAUUUUAUAUUUUCUAUUUUAAAUAUUAUGCACAUACAAUUUCUCAUUUCCAAGUGAAGACAAAUCGCUGCUUUGUAAAGGUUUAAAAUUUUACACAAAAAAAGUGCAAAAUGCGGCUUUAGCAGGCGUCGUCACCAAGUUAUUGAGUAUUGUCUGUUUGUAUCACGUUUGGUGUUUGAUGCUUUAAGUGUUGUCGUGGAUGCGGUUGCUGAAGUGCAGGCUGCCUGCUCAAGUAAUGCUGCAUUACACACUCUUUUGCAACCAUAUUUAUUAUUUUAAUAAAAGAUUUUAUAAAAAUA